Molecule: messenger RNA, 1444 nt
Organism: Neurospora tetraspora
Lineage: Eukaryota; Fungi; Ascomycota; Sordariomycetes; Sordariales; Sordariaceae
Exons: 5
Coding region: 1-1113 (370 amino acids)
Molecular function (GO): oxidoreductase activity
Source: RefSeq, a predicted model, not a curated record
AUGAUUGGUAGCCACACUGCAGACUGCAGUUUCCAUCUUCCCGAACAUGAUGAGCAUGUUCCUGAGGAUCUGCCCGUGUCUCCCCGUCUUUUUGGCAUAUGCAUUGUGUCAUCGGACUCGGCCGACUCCACCAUGAGACACAACAUCAGGAUGGCUUCAAACACUACCACACCCGUCAUUACCCCCCUUGCCCAUCCCGAGGGCUCGAACCUCGACUUUGGAGCUACAGUAACGGGAGUCGACAUUGAGAACUUGACUGACCAAGACUUCGCCGUCCUCCGCACCGCCCUCUUCACCCACCAAGUCCUCGUCAUCAAGAACCAAUCCCACGUCACCCCUCGCGCCCAGUACGAGUUGACCCAACGCUUCGACCCUCUCGCCGCCCCCCUCUACGGCCACGGCAACGACUCCAAGUCGGGCUCCGCCGCCGUCGCCAGCAAAUCCAUCCUCCACCCCGACCUCAAGACCAUCCCCCACCAGCCCCAAGUCCAAGUAAUCGGCAACGGCUUCGUCCCCGCCUACGAAGGGCUCACCAACAUCCAACUCCGCCACCCUCACCACCACACCUUCCACUCUACCUCCAUCCCCGCCUCCCACGACCUCACCCACACGCGUUUCUACCGGUGGCACAUCGACGCCGCUCUCUACGGCGGCGUCGCCCGCGCCCCGCCCGUGGUGACCACGCUCCUCGCCGUCAAAGUCCCCAAAGGUCGCAGGCAGACGUGCGUCUACGACGACGGCACGGGCGACGAGCUGGAUGUGCCUCUUGGCACCACGGCUUUCGUGUCGGGUUACAAAAUGUACGACAUUUUGUCCGACACCCAAAAGGCGUUUGCGCGCUCGACGAGGGUCGAGUACGCGCCGCAUCCGUAUGUCUGGAUGUCGAGCGCCAAGUCACGCAGUACCGGUCUGGGCAUGGUGUCUGAGGGGAAGGAGAUGCCACUCGGAGAACUGCCGGAGAUUGAAGAGGAUAAAAUCCAGAUCUUGCCCAUGUGCUGGCGGAACCCGGUUACGGGCAAGUUGGCGCUGCAGGUCCAUCCCAGCGCGGUGAGGAGGCUGCACCUUGGGGAUGGGACGGUGGUGGAGGAUUUGAAGGAGGGGCACGUUGCAUAGUGUUGUGGGAGCGUUUGCGGAGAGUGAGGUGAGACUGUUUAGGCAGUGUAAUAUUGCUGGGAGUGAGUUCCCGGAGGGGCCGGAGAAGUUGUGUGAGGAGGGGGAGAGCGAGGAGGUGCAUGAGGAACAGGAGGAGGGGGUUGUGGAGGUUAAGGAGCAGGAAAAGAUUCCUGGACUGAGGACGGGAGCGGUGGAGGUUGGUGUUGCUGCUUGAAUUGGAGGAGGAGUUGAUGAAUGAUGCGCUUUUCAUGAUACCUUUCGUAGUUUGUUGCUCUUGUUUUACAUUUUUUCCUACAUAGCUGAACAAAUUAUUGAACAUCUUUAUACCUAA